ACCCUGUAACAUCGUUUGUAGCUGUUGUAUGUCAGAUUCCUCGCGGUCCAACCGUCACAACCACGCGUCCAAUCAAACCCAAGUGUUUCAAAUGUCUACCAUCAAUAAUCCUUACCCCCCACUCCCUCAUUGAACCCCCCCAAUAACCGAGAAAAAUCAAAGUUUGUGGUGAAAAAUAACCGGCAGUUGAGUGACGCGCUCAUCACCGCACGCGUGUUUUUGCGAGAAUGUAUCAAGUGUAUGAACUUGGUGACUAGUUUUACCUCAGUGUUUAAACGUGUUUGUGCUCAACUUGGACGUGACUAAAAAAUUACGGAAUUAUCGCAGAAUGCCAACGGAGGUGAACGGGGCUCUGCCAGUGGUAGCUGGAGAUGUCCUGGCACUGAGAGGCACCGGUUUAGCUGCACCAGAAACCUGGGCUCUACUCUGUCAAGCUGCCCAGGCCCUCCAAGACCUCUUCCUCUCGAAUGGAGGUGUUGUUGGUGGAUCGCGUGCAGGACCAGUGGUAACACCUCAUACACUGGAGCUAACACCGAGAGGUAGAGUGACACUACAGCUGGCACCACCGGAAACAGCACGAGCUUAUUUACCACCCGAAUACAGGCCUGGUCGCAUGUACUCGGAUACAGACUCGGAGAAGAUGUGGAUGUACUCAUUAGGCCGAGCACUGGUCGACACAACACCGAGAGUAGCUGCCCUCACAGGAUCAGUAUCUGUAUCACCAACAUCAGCCCUGCAGUCUGUGUUGGCUGCCAUGACUGAGCCAGAUCCUCGUCGAAGGGCUUCCCUCAUGAAUCUCCUUGACGUGAUUUCAGAAUACUGUCGCACGCGUUUGCAGUCAAAGCCCUUCACUCACAUCGUAAUGGAUAUGUACAGAGAGGUCGUAAGAUCGUCGCAGUACGCAGCACGCAGACGUCUUGCAAUGCAAUCACGCAUGAUAAGUAUGAAGCCACAGCGACAGCCACAGCCACCACCGCCUGCACCAUCUCACUACUCAAAACAUCAAGCCAAAGGGAAUCUCUUCAAGUCACAGUCUCGUAAUUCCCGGUCUCAUCCGAAUCUCCAGAGUCUCGCUGGUCAUGAGCCAACAUUAACAAGCCCGAAGCCACAAUUUCAAUCGCAAAUGAACAUUGAGUCGAUAAAUCCAAUGCACAGUGUCGAAGUCCAUCAUGGACGAACAAAUUCACAACCAGUUAGUUGUGAGCGUACGAUUGGCAUUGCACAGGCUAGAAGUAAUCACAAUAUACCGAUAAAUGGUGAUCAGAUUCAAUCCACCAACAAUGUGUACAGUGAUCCAAUUUAUGCAUUACCAGUCAAGCCGUUUCUCAGCUCUCAGGAUGUCCGGGUGAAUGGUAUGUCAGCUAAAUCUACAGUACAACGGACCGAUGUUUAUGCACAACCAGUGAGAGUUAGGAGUGUGCGUAAUGGUGGAUCAUCGCAACCUAACAUUGCUCAUCUUGGUAGGAUGAAUGGUGAUGAGGUUGUUUAUGGGAGUAGGAAUUGUCCACCACUUCAUCGGCAGUAUUCCAAUCCUCAGUUGCCGAGUAGAAAUACAAAUGAUAACACUGGGGGAUUGAGGGGUCACCCGUGUGGUCAAGGGGGUAAACUCCGGGUAUUUCCGAUCACCAGGAAUCCUGAUCAGGAUAGACACCUGAAUUUCGAGGCUAAGGGGAAUGGAUCAGUUCCGCCUAAGCCACCGAGGAUUAUUACUAGUGUUAAUCGACCUGCUGUACCUCUACCUGACACUCAUGGAGAACCGCCACCUAAACCUCCGAGGAAUGCAAUUCGCAAUGGGCCGAGGGCGAGACGGGGAAAACCCGUGCAGAGGGCUCCAUCCAGAUUGUAUCGAGCUAUCACUGGACCCACGAGAUGUCUCAAUAAAACACAGUGCGUGGGACCCGAAUUUGUCGUUCGUGCUAAUCAACCUGCGAAAUUACUCACUGUGGGAGAUGUCAAAAAUGGUACUGGUGGGAGAAUAGUUGUGAUAUUACUCACCGGCCAGCGAAUUGACGUGAUCUGUGACCCUCAAAAGAUAACAGCCGGCGAGCUCUUCCAGGCGAUCAUUCAGGCGGAAUCGCUCGAGGAGAAUUUCACUCUUGGCCUGGCGGCAUUAUUGGCUGGGGAUUUUGCCAUGCUACCACCGGAGACUAAACUACAUAAGGUUGCCCCGUCAGGCUGGUCAAAUACUGGCAAAAGUAAGGGUCCCCUCGGUCUCCCCACCAGCUUCAUGCUUUAUCUACGACUGAGAUUCUUUCUUCCUUCUUUAAGAGGAAUCAGUGACACCCUAGUCGCGACGAGCGCUAAAACUCACCCUCAUUCUAGAAGUUGGAUCUCCAAGCACUUGCUCUACCUCCAAAUAAGAAGAUGCAUACUGGAGCAGCAAUUAGUUUGCCCUUUGACCCAACUCAUUAACCUAACAGGGCUCGCCCUGCAAGCGGAGUUCGGUAAUUACAACGUAAACGAGCAUGGCCGAGGUGAUUACUUCCUCCUGGAGCACUAUAUCCCAGAGUCGCUGAUCCUCAGUCCAGAUCACCAGACAUCAGACCUUACGACAGAGGCCCUAAAAUCCCGGUUACACCAGGCACAUCGUGAUCGUCGAGGGCUAGACGCAAAUAGCGCAGAAGAGAUGUUCAUAACACAUGCCCAAGGGCUCCAGGAUUACGGCUCCCACUUCUACAUCGCUACGGUGGAUACCCGUGAGCUAGAGAAAAUCACCGACAGGAUAAAGAAAACCGAAGCGAACAAUCCUACCGAUUCGUCCUACCCCGAAACCGAUAUCUACCAAAUCGAGGGGACAGACUACUCCGUUUACGGUAAAAUCGAGUACCCGAGUCAUGCGACCUACGGCAAUAUCGAACCCCUGGUGACAAAGAAUCAUGAUGCUAUAUACGCCGUACCGAAGAGCACCAUGAACAUCGCCGAAAAGAACAACAACAACAUCAGCAACAGCAGCAGCAACAAGUCCCGAAAAAAAUCCGACACGAACGUGUGGCUUGCAAUUCACGGUCAAGGACUCAAGCUGUUCGAGAGAGCUGGAAGGCCACGAGAAAGAUGUGAACUCAUUCGUGUUCAGUGGAGGGACAUUCAGACUCUGAGCUACAGCAAAAAUUGUCUCGUUGUCUACACAAAGUUCGGUGGAAAGAGGGCAAAAUUCAAGCUACGAAUGGAUCACAAGAAGAGUUACUACGCAUUUAAACUCACGUCUUUGCAUCACCAGUUCUUCCUCAAACUCAAAUCUGAGCUGACUUCGCUCCAGGGACUUCACAAGGACUUCGGUGUGACGUUGAGUGUUGAGGGGAGUUCAGUUAAGCAAAAGAGUGGAAAAACUUCGAAAAUUGUUGAGGGAAAGGUGGAGCAGAGGGCGAUGCCCCUGGAAGAGCUGCAGAAUAAGGAGAAUGAGAAUCCUCAGAGGGAGAUUGUUACGGAAAAGUGUGAGGAUGAUGAGCCGGUUUGUUAUACGCCUGAGGAGGAUGCACUUUAUGCUCAGGUUAAUGCUAGGCUUGAGCCCGAGGGGGCAUCCAGGGAUACUGAGGAUGAGGGAGAGAGGCCUCAUCCUCCCAGGGUGAGGAUGGAGUCCGCUGAGGGAGAGGAGGCAUUUAACUACUCGAAUAUUGGGGGGGAGGAACAAUUGGAGGUUAAACAUCCUGAGGAACUUUACGCUGCGAUCAAUAAGUCUUUCAGCAAGAAGAAUGGAUAUCCCACGCCCGAGGAGGUCUGGGAUGUCAACGCAAAGAAUAUUACCAAGAAUCUUGCCAAGGUAAAAACGUCGAGUCUUCCAAACUACGGAACCCCACGUCAGAGCACUGGAUUUCGCACACCGAGUCUUCCACGUCGGCUGGGGGUAAAAAUGGGCACUCGGGCGAUAUAUAGUAGUCUAGUCCAACGAGAUCCCAGCCUUGCCGACGACCUAGAAUCACUAUCCCUCAAAUCAGAUACAGCAUCGUCGAUCCAAUCACCAUCUGUUCACUCCACUGAGUCUCCAAUGCCCGAAGCUUACGUGCUAAACGCAGAUAUCAGAACCAACGACGAGACAUUUCGAAUAGCCAACGACGAGAGUAUGUCUGCAUCGCUGGUGGCGAGGCUCGAGGAGUUGUCAUUUACUGAAGAGAGAAUUCUCCACACGAUAAAGCUUGAGAGAGGUCAUGGUGGAAGCAUAGGAUUGCAAGUUACCGAGGGUAACGACGGAGGAGUAUACGUCCAGGCAGUAUCCGUCGGUGGCUCCGCAGAUAUGGCUGGAAAUGUCAAUAAAGGCGAUAGAAUUGUGGCAAUAAACGGGCAGAGUCUACUCAACCUCCGUUACGAGGAUGCCCUGAAGAUGCUCCAGAGUUCAUCGGAAACGGUUGAGCUCGUGUUAUCUCAGUUCACAUCUAACCGGACUGAAUCACUGAGGCAACAUCACCAGGAGCCAAUUGUUAAUAAUUACCUGCAGAAUUUGAGAUUCGAUAUCGCGUCGGAGGCCGACGUGUCGGGUAUGACUAACAAGUGGCUGUCACAGAAGUCUGGAGAUGUUGCUUCUGUGCAGAAUACAUCCAGUGCUUACAGCAGUGCAGCAUCCAGUGCAAUGGGUAAUCACAAUAUCAACGUGUACCAGAUUGAAGAUGGCUUUGCACUCAAUUCAGCCAGCAUGUUACUGAGUAUCGAGGACUUUGACGUCAGUAGGACGAGUCGUCAAGUCUUUAUUUAAAGUGUCGACCCAGAAAACGCGCCUCCAGUGCCACCCCGACGAAAACGUCGUCGCCCAUUACCCUUGGUGCCCACCGCCCCCACCGCCUCC
Molecule: messenger RNA, 4774 nt
Organism: Fopius arisanus
Lineage: Eukaryota; Metazoa; Arthropoda; Insecta; Hymenoptera; Braconidae
Exons: 14
Coding region: 329-4684 (1451 amino acids)
Cellular component (GO): cytoskeleton
Molecular function (GO): protein binding
Source: RefSeq, a predicted model, not a curated record